CUGUGGUGCGUCAGCAACAGCUGCCCUGCAGGCAGACCCACACUGGCUGUCAAGAUCCAGAACCGCGUCCUCAGUGCCGGACGACGACAGGAUUUAUUCUAUGUCCACUUUAUUGGAUUCUGCGGAGAUCGUUUGCUGAAUCGUGCCAGCUCCUUCUAGGCUGACCCCGGUGUGGCGGUAUCCCUUCGCAAUGCCAAGAUGGCGCCCAUGCUCCCUUUACCAGGCACCGAUGCGUUCCGCCUCUUCACCCGGGAAUCGCUGGCGGAUAUCGAACGUCUCCAAGCGGAAGGGGCGAAAAAGGCAACCCAAGUAGACGGAUGCCAGGAGGAGGAAGAGAAGACGGCCCCCAACGCCGACCUGGAAGCCGGCAAGAGUCUACCGUGGAUCUACGGUGACCCUCCAGUGGAGAUGAUCAACACGCCCCUGGAGGACCUGGAUCCUUUCUACAAGGCCCAGAAGACGUUCAUCGUCAUCACCAAGGGCAACACCAUCUACAGGUUCAACGCGGAGUCGGCGUGCUACCUUCUGACCCCCUUCAGCCCUGUCAGAAGAGGAGCCAUCAAAAUUCUAAUACAUUCAUUAUUCAGCAUGUUCAUCAUGAUCACCAUUUUGUCCAACUGCGUCUUCAUGACCAUGAGCAACCCACCGGCGUGGAGUAAAAACGUGGAGUACGUGUUUACCGGGAUUUACACCUUUGAGGCCACGGUCAAAGUGUUGUCCAGAGGCUUCUGCAUUGGCUCUUUUACAUUCCUUCGAGAUCCGUGGAACUGGCUGGAUUUCAUGGUCAUCAGCAUGGCAUACAUCACCGAGUUUGUCGACCUCGGUAACGUGUCCGCCCUCAGGACGUUUCGUGUGCUUCGAGCCCUCAAAACAAUCACAGUGAUUCCUGGUCUGAAAACCAUCGUGGGGGCGCUGAUCCAGUCUGUGAAAAAAAUGGUGGAUGUGAUGAUCUUGACGGUGUUCGCUCUCGCCGUGUUCGCGCUGGUGGGCCUGCAGCUGUUCAUGGGGAACCUGCGGCACAAGUGCGUGCGCUGGCCCAUCCACACCAAUGAGACGGCCGAGUGGUUCAACGUGACCUCCACCCUGGAUGACCUUGCCUUUUUGAAUGAGACGGAGAACAUCAACGGUACCGAUUACUCCAACGGUACCUUUGAUUUCGUGGACUACAUUGAGAACUCGGAGAACUAUUACUUCAUCGAGGGCAGCAAAGAACCUCUGGUGUGUGGGAACAGUUCCGACGCCGGACUCUGCCCGGAGGGCUACACGUGCAUGAAGGCUGGAGGGAACCCGAACUUUGGCUACACCAGCUUUGACUCCUUUGGCUGGGCCUUCCUGGCGCUCUUCAGGCUCAUGACGCAGGACUAUUGGGAAAACCUCUUCCAGAUGAUCCUGCGGGCGGCCGGGAAAACAUACAUGCUCUUCUUCGUGGUGGUGAUCUUCCUGGGUUCCUUCUACCUCAUUAACCUCAUCCUGGCCGUGGUGGCCAUGGCGUACGACGAGCAGAAUCAGGCCACGCAGCGAGAGGCCAGGGAGAAAGAGGAAGAGUUCCAGCGGGUCCUUGAACAGCUCAAGAGUCAGCAGCAGGGUCAGCGUUCCAGGAGUCAAACCUCCCUAAACAGUAAGAAGUCAAUCAAUCGCCGAUCUUCCGAGCACCCUGAUGACGACCGACACAGUCUCGGAUGUGAUGAAGCUAUCGAGGACCGCAACGGCAAGAUCGUCCCCCACCUCGUUAUCCAAUCGCAGACCUUCGACGAGUCUGCUGUAGAUGAUGAGCUCAAGGAAAAGUCUUUGGGAUCCGUGCACAGCAUGCUCGAUGUGGAUGAAGUGGACCGGACGCGGAGGUCUUCCAGCGCCAUGGAAGAUCUGGAGGAUGCCCAGAGGCCGUGUCCGCCGGGCUGGUACAAGUUCGCCGACAUUUUCCUCAAAUGGAACUGCUGCGCUCCGUGGGUGGCCUUCAAAAAGCGGGUGUACUGUGUUGUGAUGGACCCGUUUGUGGACCUGGCCAUCACCAUUUGUAUCGUGCUCAACACGCUCUUCAUGGCCAUGGAGCACUACCCCAUGACCCCCGAGUUUGAGGACAUUCUGUCAGUGGGGAAUCUGGUUUUCACCGGGAUCUUCACGGCGGAAAUGUUCUUUAAGCUCAUCGCUAUGGAUCCGUACUAUUAUUUCCAAGUUGGCUGGAAUAUUUUCGACAGCAUCAUCGUCACGCUCAGCCUGGUGGAGUUGGGACUUGCGAACGUCCAGGGUCUCUCAGUGCUGCGAUCCUUCCGUCUGCUUCGCGUCUUCAAGCUAGCCAAAUCCUGGCCCACGCUCAACAUGCUCAUCAAGAUCAUCGGGAACUCGGUGGGCGCGCUGGGGAACCUGACGCUGGUGCUGGCUAUCAUCGUCUUCAUCUUCGCCGUGGUGGGCAUGCAGCUCUUCGGGAAGAGCUACAAGGACUGCGUGUGCAAGAUCUCAGACGAGUGCGAGCUUCCACGCUGGCACAUGAACGACUUCUUCCACUCCUUCCUCAUUGUGUUCCGCAUCCUGUGCGGCGAGUGGAUCGAGACCAUGUGGGACUGCAUGGAGGUGGCGGGAGCCGGCAUGUGUCUCAUUGUCUUCAUGAUGGUCAUGGUCAUUGGGAAUCUCGUGGUCCUGAACCUCUUCCUGGCCCUGCUGCUCAGCUCCUUCAGCGGAGACAACCUCUCCACGGUGGAAGAUGACGGUGAGAUGAACAACCUCCAGAUUGCCGUGGGCAGGCUCACACGAGGCGUGGCUUGGCUGAAAGUGGCCGUGGUGGGGAUACCUCAGAAGAUACUGCGCAACAAGGCCAAAGGGACCGAGGAGGGCCACAAGGACAACCGGGACUCCAGCGCUGAGGCGAUGGAAAUGGACUUUGUGGACGGCGUUCCGAACGUCAAAGCGGCUGACGUGAUUUCCAAUUGUUUGGUGGAGGGACGGACUUCUGGCACCAUCGUGGACGGAGAGCUGAGCUUCAGCGUGCCCAUCGCUCAGGGGGAAUCGGACUUUGAAACCCUGGACGACGACGACGACGAGGACUCCUGUGACUCAAGGACGACUUGUGAAGAGAACUUUCCUGAUGGUGAACGGGAAAAGGACAAGAAGAGUCUUCCAGGAGCAGUCAAACUGAUGGGAGCGCUGACCGAUGACGGCGAUUCAUCGCUGUGCAGCACCGUGGACUAUCAACCGCCCGAGCCGGAACCGGAAGAAGAGGAGGAGGAUGAGCCGGAACCAGUGGAGCCCGAAGCCUGCUUCACUGAAAACUGCUUGAGGCGCUGGCCUUGUCUCACCGUGGACAUCAGCACAACCGGCGGCAGGAGAUGGUGGACGCUGCGGAAGACCUGCUUCGCCAUUGUGGAGCACGACUGGUUUGAAACCUUCAUCAUCUUCAUGAUCCUCCUGAGCAGUGGAGCUCUGGCUUUUGAAGACAUUUACAUCGAACGCCGACGAACCAUCAAAAUUAUUCUGGAAUUUGCCGAUAAAGUUUUCACCCUGGUCUUUGUCAUGGAGAUGCUCUUGAAGUGGACCGCAUACGGCUUCAAGACCUACUUCACCAACGCCUGGUGCUGGCUGGACUUUUUCAUCGUGGAUAUUUCCCUGAUAAGUUUAGUCGCCAACUGGAUGGGUUUCUCCGAGCUGGGGCCCAUCAAAUCCCUCCGGACCCUGAGGGCGCUGAGGCCCCUUCGCGCCCUGUCCAGAUUUGAAGGCAUGAGGGUGGUGGUGAACGCCCUCCUGGGAGCCAUCCCCUCCAUCUUCAACGUGCUGCUGGUGUGCCUCAUUUUCUGGCUCAUCUUCAGCAUCAUGGGAGUCAACCUGUUUGCCGGAAAGUUCUACCGCUGUGUCAACACCACCACGGGCGAGCGCUUCCCCUUGGCCGAGGUCAACAACAUGAGCGACUGCCUGGCCCUGCAGGAGGCCACCCGGGAGGCCCGCUGGGUCAACGUCAAGGUCAACUACGACAACGUGGGGAAGGGCUACUUGUCCCUGCUUCAAGUGGCAACAUUUAAAGGUUGGAUGGACAUCAUGUACGCUGCUGUUGACUCACGAGAGGUGGAGGAGCAGCCGUCCUACGAGAUCAACCUCUACAUGUACAUUUACUUUGUCAUCUUCAUCAUCUUUGGCUCCUUCUUCACGCUCAACCUCUUCAUCGGCGUCAUCAUUGACAAUUUCAACCAGCAAAAGAAAAAGUUGGGAGACAAAGACAUCUUCAUGACGGAGGAGCAGAAGAAAUACUACGAAGCCAUGAAGAAACUGGGCUCCAAGAAGCCGCAGAAGCCCAUUCCACGUCCCACAAACGUCAUCCAGGGCCUGGUGUUUGACCUCAUCAGUCAGCAGUUCUUUGACAUCUUCAUCAUGGUGCUCAUCUGCCUCAACAUGGUCACCAUGAUGGUGGAGACCGACGCCCAGAGCCCGGAGAAGGAGGACUUCCUGUUCAAAGUCAACGUGGCCUUCAUCGCCGUCUUCACCACCGAGUGCGUGCUCAAGCUCUUUGCUCUGCGCCAAUACUUCUUCACCAACGGCUGGAACGUCUUUGAUUUCAUCGUGGUCAUCUUGUCCAUUGCUGGCACCAUGCUCUCUGACCUGAUCGAGAAGUACUUCGUGUCGCCGACCCUCUUCCGAGUGAUCCGCCUGGCCAGGAUCGGGCGAAUCCUGCGUCUCAUUAAAGGAGCCAAAGGCAUCCGGACGCUCCUCUUCGCUCUGAUGAUGUCGCUCCCCGCGCUCUUCAACAUCGGCCUCCUGCUCUUCCUCAUCAUGUUCAUCUUCUCCAUAUUCGGCAUGUCCAACUUCGCCUACGUCAAGAAGGAGGCGGGCAUCGACGACAUCUUCAACUUCGAGACGUUCGGCGGGAGCAUCAUUUGCCUCUUUCAGAUAACCACGUCGGCCGGAUGGGAUGGGCUUCUUCUUCCCAUGUUGAACAGGGAACCCCCCGACUGCGACCCCGACUUCGAGAACCCCGGCACGGAUGUGAGGGGCAACUGCGGCAGCCCCGGAAUGGGAAUGGUGUUCUUCUGCAGCUACAUCAUCAUCUCCUUCCUGGUGGUGGUCAACAUGUACAUCGCCAUUAUCCUGGAGAACUUCAACGUGGCGCAGGAAGAGAGCGGCGACGCCCUCUGCGAGGACGACUUCGAGAUGUUCAACGAGACCUGGGAGAGGUUCGACACGGACGGAACCAUGUUCAUCGACUACAGCCGCCUCUCGGACUUCUGCGAUGCUCUACAAGAACCGCUGAGGGUGGCCAAGCCCAACCGGCUCCGCCUGAUCCAGAUGGACCUCCCGCUGGUCAUCGGGGACCGGAUUCACUGCCUGGAUGUCCUGAUGGCCGUCACGCAGAUGGUUUUGGGAGACACGCUGGAGAUGGCGGCCAUGCGGGAAAGCAUGGAGACCAAGUUCAUCCAAAGCAACCCCACCUCCGACUCCUUCGCGCCCAUCACCACCACCGUGCGCCACAAGGAGGAGGCGUGGGCCGCCGUCGUCAUCCAACGCGCCUUCAGGUGCCACCUGCUGAGGCGCACCCUGCGCCACGCUGCCUUCUUGCAGCGCUCCAAAAGGAGGCGCGGCCAGGACGGGGAUCCGCCGGAGAACCAGGGACUGAUUGCCCGGAACAUGGAAGCUCUUUACGGCGGCAACGCGGCGGUAGAAACUCUUGAAGCGGAGGUGGCACCGGAAAGCCGAGGUGGUCCUGAAACUCCGAGACCGGACUUCCUGGUUGUUCCUGUGGAAAUCACCAACGAGGUGUUGCUACAUUCGGCACCUGAUCGGAGCCUCAGAGAGUCUGUGGUCUGACAAAAACCCUAAGAGAUCUUUUAUUGCUCUCGGCUGUUUCCUUCAUCUCACGGACUUGGCCUCAUUGGAGGAUCCUGGUGGAUCAACAGGAUCCGUUGCACCUGGAAUAGUUUUUUCAUUCAUGAUGUUUUUCCAAUAAAACCCAAAGAUUUCCUGAUGCAUGCCGAGGCCUUCAUUUCAAUUACCAACAACCGUCUUGAGACUCCUAGCUAGCAGUGUUGUAGUCCUCCACGGCGGUCCGAAGGCUACUUCUGGGUCUGAUGUGGUCUGGACUGCAACACUUCUAGCCACCGUAGUUCAAGUCAUCCAAUGCGGUCGUAGAAUUCUUUAGUCUCUUCGUUUUUCCGGAGCUGCUGAUGAAACGAAAACGCCAACAUGAGAUUUCGUGAAGACGGCUCCAUGUCAAUCACAGACGUGCUAAAUGUGACUUGCUAGCCGACACGAGUGGCCGUUGUUGGCCAAUUAGAGGCCGCUAACGAAGGAACGUCCCCGGGGGCUAACAUUUAGCAACGCCCGCUUUUGAAUAUUGCACUAUUUAUUUGAAGGCCGUCCAGGUCGAGUUGCAGCUGAAGUCCAUGAGAACUUCAUCAGCACGCAUGACGGAUGAUUUAGUUUCAUCUUUGAUGUUUACAAGACCCCCCCCACCCCACCCCCACCACCCCCCAACUCUAGACGUGACGAGCGUGUUACGUUUUUGUAGGCGUGUGGAAGCGUUCUUUCACUUUCUGUCUUAACUGGUUGAAAAUGUCUUACUCCACACACACGUGUUGUGUUGCGUUGCGUUGCGUUGUGUUGCGUUGUGUUCCAAAUGUGUUGUGUGUCCUUUAAGAAAAGAAACCUUGGUUUUGUGUUCAGGCGCUAGUUUCUGCCUUCAGUUUGAACUUUGACCAGCUGCUGCACCCGCGAUGCUCACUGAACUUUGUUUACAUUUGGGAUGCAAGAAAGGCUUCACUGCUGUAUAACCUGUAAAAAAAAAUAUAUAUAUAUAUACUGUAUGUACUGUAGUGUAUAUUUGCUAUUGUAAACAAAAAACAUUCACUUUAUUCACAUUAAAGUACUUGUG
Molecule: messenger RNA, 6847 nt
Organism: Doryrhamphus excisus (bluestripe pipefish)
Lineage: Eukaryota; Metazoa; Chordata; Actinopteri; Syngnathiformes; Syngnathidae
Source: RefSeq, a predicted model, not a curated record